Messenger RNA from Aureobasidium vineae, 2631 nucleotides. Lineage: Eukaryota; Fungi; Ascomycota; Dothideomycetes; Dothideales; Saccotheciaceae. The record is from the annotation of a GenBank genome assembly.
AUGUCUGCGGCANAAACGCCAGGCGCUCGUCCGCCAUCAACCAGCGCGCGCAAUAUGGGUCCCUUGCUUCAGUCACCACAACCUCGUGGCCAUGUGCGCACCCCCAGCCCAAACUACUUUGGCUUCAACACUGCCCAGGAAGACUCCUACGACUCGGAAUCCAAUCGCCAUACCAGGAAGAACUGGAGUCCCNCUUCGUCGACCGUGAGGUCCACCGCCGCCUUUUCGCCCACCGUCAUCCCUGUCGACCAGAACCCCGACUUCGACGCUUUCCGCCGUCAGUCCGAGAGCGUUGGCUUCAACCUGGGCUCCCUGCAUGACUUUGACUUCAAGAAGCCCGCACUGCCCUCUGAGAACAAUUCAUCUUCAUCCGCAAACAACUCCGCCUUCUUCAACAACAUCAACAUCUCGGCCAGCCCAAAGCAGACGACCGAGCAAAGAUACAUGCCUCCGUCUGGCCGCGCGCCUUCUGGCUCAAUAUCAGGUGGCCGCGCGCCCUCUGGCUCAAUAUCAGGUGGACGUGCUCCCUCAGGCUCCAUCUCAGGUGCAGGUAACUUCAAUCUCGACCCCGAAUCCGCGUACCAGGGCCGCUCUCCAAAAAGACAUCUUUCUAAUGACUCGCCGUUUCCAGACGGUCUUCGCCAUGCACCUGAGCGCCCGAGCAGCCAGCCCAGGCUGAACAUGCCCUUCAACCUGAACCUCCCUCCCCAACCCCAGUUCAAGCCCAGAGCCGAUACUGUUCCUGUGGCCGGUCCCUUGAACGACUCGACCUCUUUCAUCACUCCCCAGCAUCUUUGUAAUCUGCUCGAGUCUGCUGCCGAGGAGAUGUUGAUACUGGACUUGCGUGUUUCGACUCAAUAUGCUGGUGCCCAUCUGAGGGGAGCUCUCAACUUGUGUAUUCCUACCACUCUUCUCAAACGCCCAUCGUUCAAUGUCAAUAAACUGGCCGAGACUUUCAAAGACAACGCCGAUCAACGCCGAAAGUUUGAAAACUGGAAGAGCAGCAAAUACAUCAUCGUCUACGACUCGGCUUCAUUCCAGCUAAAGGACGCCACUUCUUGUGUUAACACGAUCAAGAAGUUUGACAGCGAAGGAGUCGAGGGAAAAUGUUACAUCCUCAAGGGUGGUUUCGCCGAGUUCGCCAAGAAGCACCCUUCGCAUGUCGAAAGAGCCGGUGGCCAAUCAGGUCGUGCCGGUGCUCCCAUGUCGAUGAAGCUUGACCUGACAGGUCCCGAGAUUGCACCCGUCAUUGGAGGUUGUCCCAUGCCUGCCGAGAAGAACGCCGCCAACCCUUUCUUUGGAAACAUCAGACAAAACAUGGAUCUUAUUGGUGGCGUUGGCCAGAUGGAAAUCAAGCGCCCCACACACUUGUCGAAGCAGAUACAAGAUCAAUUCCCUCCCUGGCUACAAUCAGCAUCUGAAGAAAAGGACAAGGGCGCUCGUGUGUCUGACAAGUUCUUGCAGAUCGAGAAGAGAGAACAGAAGCGCAUGCAAGAAGCUCUUUCAGGAAAGGUCUCGUAUGGUUCACCGACGCAAUCAAUGCCAAAGUCCAGCAUCCAGAUUGCAGGUAUUGAGAAGGGUUCGAAGAACAGAUACAACAACAUCUGGCCAUAUGAACAUUCUCGUGUCAAGCUGCAGGAUGUUCCUUCGCAUGGUUGUGACUACUUCAACGCCAACUACGUCUCUUCGAAGCGUUCGUACAAGCGUUAUAUUGCCACUCAAGGUCCCAUUCCUGCUACUUUUGCUGACUUCUGGAAUGUCAUCUGGCAGCAAGAGACCAGGGUUAUCGUCAUGCUUACUGCUGAGAAGGAGGGUGGUCAAGUCAAGGCUCACAACUAUUGGUCAGACAAGCAGUACGGUCCCAUUCGUCUCGAGUUCCUCUCGGAAAAGCGCGCUUCAUUGGACCCGGCAAAGAUUAAGAGACACCGUCAACAGCGUCCAUCAGUAAGUGGGAGAAAGUCUACUGAUGGUGCUAUCCUCGCACGCAUUGACACAACCACCUCCGACAACGCAGCAAAGGAUGACCAGCCAUAUGUCAUUGUCCGCAAAUUGGCGCUCCGACACGAAGGCUACCCAUUCGAACGUAUGCGUGAGAUCACUCAACUUCAAUACUCAAGCUGGCCCGAUUUUGGUGCCCCAGCGCAUCCGGCACAUCUUUUAGGAUUGGUGGAGCAAUGCGAUGCUGUUGUACGCAGCACGAUGCAUACCAACCCAUCAGAACCGGAUCCCCCAGAGGCACCGCCAAUCGUCGUGCACUGCAGUGCCGGCUGUGGACGCACAGGCACAUUCUGCACGGUAGCCACAGUCAUCGACAUGCUCAAGCGACAGAGAACAUCACGAAGAAGACACUAUCGCGACAGCUCGCCCAUGCACAUUGACACACGCCGAAGCUCUGUACAGAUGAAAGACGACAACAGCCCCUUCUUCGCCGCACCUGCUGCUGCACCGCAACACUCAGAAGAAGACGAAGUGGAUGGCAAGUGGGUGGAUGACGAAACUCAGGAUCUGAUCGAAAAGACGGUCGAAGAGUUCCGCAAGCAGAGACUCAGUAUGGUGCAGAGUCUACGCCAAUUCGUGCUCUGCUAUGAGAGUGUCAUGGAAUGGCUUGUUGAGCAAGAGUCUGAAGACUAG